Sus scrofa (pig) is the source of this 2469-nucleotide messenger RNA. RefSeq names its product early growth response 4 (gene EGR4). NCBI's taxonomy places the organism in Eukaryota, Metazoa, Chordata, Mammalia, Artiodactyla, Suidae. The record is from RefSeq and is marked provisional. Gene Ontology annotation, molecular function: RNA polymerase II cis-regulatory region sequence-specific DNA binding; DNA-binding transcription factor activity, RNA polymerase II-specific. Gene Ontology annotation, biological process: regulation of transcription by RNA polymerase II.
GGGGCUCCACGCUCUGGGAGCGCGCGCGCACGCAGCGGCGCGGGCCCGGCGGCGGCUGUAGGGGCGACGUCACAGCCCGAGUUUUCCUUUUCGGGAGUCCCCGGCACACAUCCUGUGUCCAUGUUUGGGCAUUUACGUCACGGCGGCAGGGCCGGGGCCUCCCGAAAUGGCAGUGGCCCGGGGAGUCGGAAGCCCUGAGCCAGCGCCGCCGCUGCUAUAUAAGUGGGGGGGCCUCAGGUUGGGGGAGCCCGGUUGCGCUUUGGAGAGGCGAGGAACCGCCAUCCGAGGCGGUCCCAAGGAGCAAGGGCGCCUCAGCCACCCCCCAUCCCCGAACGCUUUCCCAGAGGUGAGAGCCCAGAGCCAGGAACCCGGGCUCCUGGGUCUGCAAGGCGCGGGGUGCCCCGACUACCGGCCUCCCCGCCAUCCGCGCACCAUCCGAGCCCAGCGGGCGAGGCCCCCGGAGCCCCGCAGCCGCCGCCGAGCCAUGCUCCACCUUAGCGAGUUUUCUGGCCCCGACGCGCUCCUAGUGAAGUCCACCGAAGGCUGUUGCUCCGAACCAAAUACUGAACUGCCCAGACUGUCCACCAGGGACCCAACCGCAGCCUCUGGCUAUCCGGGAGGUGACUUCUUGAGCUGGGCCUUGAGCAGCUGCGGCGCCGGGGGGGACUUAGCCGACUCCUGCUUCCUAGAGGGGCCUGCACCCACGCCCCCUCCAGGCCUCAGCUACAGUGGUAGCUUCUUCAUCCAGGCAGUACCCGAACAUCCGCACGACCCGGAGGCACUCUUCAACCUCAUGUCGGGCAUCCUAGGCCUGGCACCUUUCCCGGGCGCUGAGGCGGCAGCAUCCCGGUCUCCUCUGGACGCCUCUUUCCCCGCAGGUUCCGACGCCUUGCUGCCAGGUCUGCCAGACCUUUUCUCCCCGGAUCUGGGCGCUGCCGCCUUCCCAGAGGCGUUCUGGGAGGCCUCGCCCUCGGCGGGCGUCCCCUCACAAUGCCUGUAUGAGCCUCAUCUCUCCCCACCCGACGUCAAGCCAGGCCUUCGGGCUCCUCCGGCUUCCCCAGAGCUGGACACUGCCACAACCUUCAAAGGUCCCUACGCGCCGUGGGAGCUGCUCUCAGCCGGGGCUGCAGGCAGCUGUGGAUCACAAGGAGGCUACCAGGCCGCUUCAGAGGCCCGUUUCCCCCCGGUGGGGGCCAAGAUUGAAGACCUGCUGUCCAUCAGCUGCCCCGCGGAGUUGCCGGCUGCCCCCACCAGCAGACUCUACACCUCGGGGGCCUACGACGCUUUCCCGCUGGCCCCAGGUGACUUAGGGGAGGGGACCGAGGGCCUCCCAGGGCUCUUGACCCCUCCUAGUGGGGAGGGAGGGAGUAGCGGCGAAAGCGGAGAGUUUCUAGAUGGUACGCAACCGCAGCUUUCCCCGUUGGGCCUCCGCAGCGCCACCGCGGACUUCCCGAAACCUCUGGUGGCGGACAUCCCCGGGAGCAGCGGCGUGCCAGAGCCUCCUGGACCGCCGCCGCCCGCCCCAUUCCCCCCAGCCAAGGCGAGGCGCAAGGGGCGCCGGGGCGGCAAGUGCAGCGCACGCUGCUUCUGCCCUCGGCCCCAUGCCAAGGCCUUUGCCUGCCCGGUGGAGAGCUGCGUGCGCAGCUUUGCGCGCUCCGACGAGCUCAACCGCCACCUGCGCAUCCACACCGGCCACAAACCCUUCCAGUGCCGCAUCUGCCUCCGCAACUUCAGCCGCAGCGACCACCUUACAACACACGUGCGCACCCACACGGGCGAGAAGCCCUUUGCUUGCGACGUGUGCGGCCGCCGCUUCGCGCGCAGUGAUGAGAAGAAACGGCACAGCAAGGUGCACCUCAAGCAGAAGGCGCGCGCCGAGGAGCGGCUCAAGGGCCUUGGCUUUUACUCGUUGGGCCUCUCCUUCGCCGCCCUGUAAGGGUGAAAUGGGUUUGUAGAUUGGGGCGCCGCCGCCUGGCGCGCAAGAGAAAACCUGGCCCGCCCCCGCUCUCCGCUCUCUUUCCUACUUCUUCCCGGCACGCCCUGGGGCGGGCCUCUAGUCCGGCUUCCAGUUCCCUUGAAGCGCCCGCCGCACACGCCUUGUUCAGCACCAGCUUUCUGGACAGCUCCCGCGGUCCCGGCGCAGUCUCCGAGUCAGACGCGCUACAGAAGGAUGCGCUCUCACCCACUGAGUAGGCACAUCCCUGGGACUUAAUACAAUCUUUUGUAACUGGCGCACACCCCACGCCCUCUCUUAGCCCCCCCCCCCCAGAGAUAGGCUGGGGCAGCGCCGAGCUGGUCUCGCGCGGGAUUUUGUACAGCAAUGUCGUUUUCAGCAGCCAUUGGUUGUAACGUUUUGCUUUGGGGUUAUUUCCUUUUUGUUGUUGUUAAUUUUUGUAAAGCAGACGCUACUCUCAAGCAGUUGACAAAACUGUUUAUUUUUGCAAUUAAAAUUAUUGUGCUAAAAGCUUA